AUGUUCACUCACAAGCGUGUGCCACAGCAUGAAGAGUAUGAAUUGGUAAAUCAAGUACCACCAACACAAUCACCCACCGAUUCACCGACAAGACUGGAGUCUGAUUUUCGCAAUUCUACAGACUCUCAAUUAUCUGACAUUUUUGAAGACUUGGAAAACUAUUCUGGUCUGAGUGGUCAAAAAAUUGAAGAUUUCAAUGACAGUCCGUUGUUUCAAUCUGUUUUGAUGCGAUAUAAAAACGAAGGCAUCAGCGGUAGAACAUGUGGCAUAUUCAGCUUAGUGGCGAUAUUUUUAUGGAUUGGAAGCGUUAUAAUAUAUUCUCGAGUGAAUCAUUCAACAAUUGGUAACGAUUUAACCUGGAAAACCAACAUUAUUCAACUAAAUGGGGAAAAUAUCACACUCAAUGAAUACAACCCCAAUUUCAAAAACAUCACUAUGAAUGAUUGGAGAAAAGGCAAAUAUCACACUUUUGAAAAACAAAUAAGGUGGUUGACUUCUAAACAGUCUCCUAAAAGCAAACAUGGUGGUGGAUUUUAUGUACUAGAUGAACAUGACAAGAUAGUUGUCAAUCAAAUUGGACAAGUGGACAAAAGUGAUACCUUUCUAUCAAACAAGCAAUUUGAGUACGGAAACAAUUUUUUUAAAAUCCAAGAUUUUAUUUUGAACCCACUGCAAUCAAUUGAAGAUUCGGAAGUUGUACAUAUUAUCAUAACAGACACGGUACACCAAUGGCGACAUCUGAGUUUCGCAUUAUAUUGGUUAUUUAAACCUUUGGUUGGGACAUACACACCCAUUCAGCCACCACGAAAUAAUAACAAGGGAAAUGGUUUGGAAGUUGAUGCAUUGGACAAGUUACAUUACGCUGACUUUUCCUCUGAUGGAAAAUACAUCGUGUUUGGUUUCGAACAUAAUCUAUUUAUUCAGGAUUUGGCUACUGGCGAAAUACAGCAAAUAACAGACGAUGGGUCACCAAAUAUAAUCAACGGAAAGUCUGAUUGGAUAUAUGAAGAAGAAGUCAUUGCUAGCAAUAAAAUGAUUUGGUGGUCUCCAAGCGGGAAUCAUUUUAUUUUUGCAAAAAUCAAUGAGACAAAGGUUCAAGAGGUUGACAUGGAUUAUUAUACAAAGCAAAAUACCAAUAUAGGGAUGCAAUAUCAGCAAGUAGGUGAAUCAAAAUAUGAGGGUGUUAAUCAAUAUCCCAUAAAUACACAAUUGAAAUACCCUAAACCGGGAACAAGUAAUCCAAUACUAUCAUUGUAUAUUUAUGACAUCGCCAACAAGAAAACAGAGGAGAUAAUUGAUGGAGAUGAUAAUUUGGGAACCGAAUAUAUUUUGUAUUAUGCCAAAUGGAUCGAUGCCAACAGCUUUUUGAUGAAACAAUCAGACAGAACCAGCUCAGUUCUCACUAAAAAGUUGUAUGACUUAGACAAGAAUCAUGUGAGUAUUGUGAGUUCAAGCAAUGUCACAAAGGAAUAUAAGGGAUGGGUUGAAAGGAUGAAUCCCAUUACUUUACUUGAUGAUGGCAAGUACAUUGACAAUGUUGUGAUUGAUAACAGAAACACUUUAGCGUUAUUCGAUUCCCCACAUCUGGUGUCACCAUCAAAAGUUUUGGUUGAUAACAAGGAUUGGGAUAUAACUGGUGAAGCCAUCUAUGAUGCUCAAGAGAAGUUCGUUUAUUUUUUAAGUACGGUAAGAAGCUCUAUGGAUGCUCAUUUGGUUGGAAUUGAUCUUGCAGAUAACUAUAAACUUUACAAUAUUACAGACACGAAGAAAGACGGGAUUUUUGAAACAAAGUUUUCCGAAAACGGGCAGUACUUGAGUUUGGUUUACCAGGGACCUAACCAGCCAUGGCAGAGGUUGAUAAAUAUGGCAAAUGUGCAUGAUUUCAUUAAAUCCGAAGAAUAUGGUAAAUCAACCAUCGAGGAAGCAGUCAUAUUGAACCAGCCAAUUGUUAAUAGUUUGGCAAAUUUAAAAGAAAUUAAUUUGCCAACAGUCAGAUACAAAGAGGUGACAAUAGGAAAAAAAGAAGACCAGGUAACUUUGAAUAUUAUGGAGAUAUUGCCACCUAAUUUUAAGGCAAAAAACCAAAAGUACCCUUUGUUUGUGUACACAUAUGGAGGGCCAGGUUCACAAACUGUUAUGAAGAAAUUUGAUAUUGGGUUUCUUCAAAUUGUUAGCGCUAGAUUGAACUCUAUUAUUUUGGUGAUUGAUCCUCGUGGAACUGGAGGCAAAGGUUGGAAAUUUGAAUCAUUUGCCAAAAAUAAUAUUGGAUAUUGGGAAUCAAGAGAUUUGAAAACAAUAACCUCUGAAUAUAUAAAGAAAAACAAAAAACUCAUUGAUAAAGAAAGAGUUGCUCUAUGGGGUUGGUCAUAUGGUGGAUUUGUCACUUUAAAGACUUUGGAAUAUGAUAAGGGUGAAGUUUUCAAAUACGGAAUGGCAGUUGCACCUGUGACAAAUUGGUUGUUUUACGAUUCUAUAUACACCGAGAGGUAUAUGGGUCUUCCAGAUACUGAUCCCAAUUAUGAGACUUCGGCAAGAAUUAAUGAUUUUGACAACUUCAAAUCUGUGAAAAGAUUCUUGCUAGUACAUGGCACUGGUGAUGACAAUGUACAUGUACAAAACCUAAUGUGGUUAUUAGAUCAAUUAAAUAUUCAUAAUGUUGAGAAUUACGACAUGCAUUUAUUUCCUGAUAGUGAUCAUAGUAUUCUGUAUGACAAUGCUGGUGUUAUUGUAUACGAUAAGCUAUACUACUGGCUACAAAAUGCAUUCAGAGGAAAUUUUGACGAAUUAAACUAG
Candida albicans SC5314 is the source of this 2793-nucleotide messenger RNA. It is a transcript of the gene STE13, whose product is annotated as Ste13p. The record is from RefSeq and is a predicted model, not a curated record. Gene Ontology annotation, molecular function: serine-type peptidase activity; dipeptidyl-peptidase activity. The transcript has a single exon. NCBI's taxonomy places the organism in Eukaryota, Fungi, Ascomycota, Pichiomycetes, Serinales, Debaryomycetaceae. Bases 1 to 2793 code for a protein of 930 amino acids. Gene Ontology annotation, biological process: proteolysis.